Molecule: messenger RNA, 1543 nt
Organism: Contarinia nasturtii (swede midge)
Lineage: Eukaryota; Metazoa; Arthropoda; Insecta; Diptera; Cecidomyiidae
Product: chaoptin-like
Exons: 1
Coding region: 33-1388 (451 amino acids)
Cellular component (GO): extracellular matrix
Molecular function (GO): protein binding
Source: RefSeq, a predicted model, not a curated record
GUAAAUUGGUCAUACGAGAUUCAUUUGUUACGAUGAAAUUGUUGUUCGUUUCCGUAAUACUUUUCGUGUCUGUUGUUUCAACAGAAGUGUUGAACGCGUAUAUCGGCGAAUGUUAUUUGACAUCAAAUACAAGUGUUGACUCAAGUCUACGCCAUGACGAUGGAAAUACGUUGAACUUGGUUUGUGUGAAUAGUUUUCGUCAAACGGAUCUCUUUGGUGAUUCGCCGACUUCGAGAUGUUCAAAAAGUUCGGGAUUUGUAAAAAGUCAAAUUAUUCAAAUAAACUUUGAAAAUUGUUCAUUAACGAAUAUUGGAUAUGGAAUUUUUGAAGUAUACAAAAAUCUCACCAAUCUCAAUGCGACGUAUCUUGGACUCGAGCAUCUACAAAAGCAAUUUUUUAAUGAAGCAAAGAAUUUAACAAAUUUAGAUGUGUCACACAAUAAACUCAUCGAAUUACCAUCGUUUUUGUUUUUAAAUGCUGGAAAAUUACGUGUCGCUGAUUUUUCGUUCAAUCAAAUCCAUCGAAUGGAUUCGUUUACUUUUACCGGUGAAUUAAAAUUGGAAAAAUUGAAUUUGGCCCAAAAUAACAUAGCAACGUUGGACAAGAUGCUUUUCGACUAUUUGCUGAAUUUGAAGCAUUUGAAUCUAUCGAACAACAGCAUCCACGAUCUGAACGAGCAUACGUUUGAUAAUUUAACGCAUUUGGAAGUUUUAGAUUUAUCAUUCAAUCCCAUUGAAAAACUAAGUACCGAAACAUUCACAUCGCUCGUAAAGUUGAAAUAUUUGAAUCUAUCACAUACACAAUUGUCAACAAUCAAAUCGAAAACAUUUUGUCGUUUGGAAAAUUUGGAAAUUCUUGACCUAUCUCACAAUCAUUUAAAAAUCUUGGACGUUCGAAUGUUGGACAGUGGCAUUUUUCUACCUCGAUUCGAUCAUUUGAAAGGGUUGUUGAUUGAAGGAAACCAAUUAACCGAACUGGAUGGAUUUACAAGCGAACAAUUUCCAGCGUUGAAAAUUCAUGGCAUUCCCGAUAACAAAUUUGACUGUUGCUAUUUGGCGAAACUAUUUCGUUCGAUUGGCUGGAAACAACUUGAAUUACCGUUCGAUGAAAAUAGCAAUCAUCCGAAUUUAACGGACGCGACGGGUGCACGAUGUAUUUUUGGCGGCGAAUUUUUAUAUUUUGAAGACACAACAAACUUUUCAUGGGCCGAAGCUCUGUCCGUUGUUUGCUUUUUAUUCGUACUCUUACUAUUCGUGAUGGUUGGCGCAAUUAUGAAAACAAAUAACCGCUAUCAAUCGGCAACCAGCCUCGAUCACAAUAUGACAGUGCAUUGUGAUAGCAUAUCCAAUUUUGAUUAUCCAAACGUAUACGAUGUACCGAAAUUUUGAAAGAAAGAACGCGCUUGGUGGAAAUUCGGAGUGAACAAGAUUCAUUAGAAAAUAAAUGUCCAAGAAGACGAAUAUGAAUGUAUGACUUUUUGUAUAUUGUAUUUUUUUUGUGUUUCUGAAAAAAAUAAAGUAUGAAGAGGAAUCGAUGAAAAGCA